Messenger RNA from Aedes albopictus (Asian tiger mosquito), 8879 nucleotides. RefSeq lists its product as uncharacterized. NCBI's taxonomy places the organism in Eukaryota, Metazoa, Arthropoda, Insecta, Diptera, Culicidae. The record is from RefSeq and is a predicted model, not a curated record. The coding region runs from base 1789 to 5835 and encodes 1348 amino acids. The transcript is spliced from 12 exons.
GCGACACGACAGUUGCUUUCCAGAAACCGUUGAGAAAAGUGCAUUCGGAAAAUCAACCUCUCCGCGGUGAGGAUUGGCGCGCGCGUUUUUAUGUUAACAAUCCGCUGGGGUCAUUUUUUUUAUCAUUCUUUUGUUGGGGAACUUUCAGUUUCUGAAGAAAACGGACAUUUUUGUGCAGUUGUUAAAAACGUGAUUUUUCCGUGUUCUAUUGCUUUAUCAUUGUGAAACUGUGCUUUCGUGAGAAAAAGUAAGCAUCAUUCAAGGUGGGGGAAUCGAGGCACCAAGUACACACGCACCCAUCGAAGAGAAGCGAAGCGAGUGUAAAUGGAGAAGGAAAUGCAUCAGUUGUUGCAGUGAAACAGUUUUUUUUUUCCUUUUAUUUGAGGGAGUGAUUGUAAAAUUUAUUCUUUGCGCGAUUUCGGUUUCGAUCGACCGAAGCGCGACCGCGCGGGUGUGUUUCUUUUUUCGUGGGUUUCGGCGGUGAAGAAAGUGUUUGCGGCCAGGCCACAACCAGGCUAGUCAACCAAGCGAGAAGCGAAAAGGAAGUUUCAUCCACGGACGGAGGAAAAGCUUCCUCAACCAACCAGCAGGGCUGGGGGCGUGCGGUAAUGAAUAUUGAUUGAAUUAAUUACAAAUUGGGUUUUUAAAUUUUGAAAAAUAUAUUGAUUUUUUGAUUUUAUACGAAAGAGCACCUUUUUCUGAGCCACUAUGAUUUUUUUCAGGUUUUUAGAACCUUAUUUUGGUACCUAAAAUCUAUUCCAAAGAAAUUUUUUGAAAUCACCUUUUGACAGCUGGGCAACUGUUUGACAGCUCCGCCCAGUACAAACUGCGACGAGGGGUGAUUCGACAAAUCGCUCCCAUACAAACUUCAAAUUGAUUUUUAAAUAGGUUCCCGGGCUCCAAAAUUCAUGAAAAUUUGGAUUUCGGCUCAGUUUGACAUGCAGAUUCAGAAUAUCGAAUUAUCUCAACACCGUUAAAGAAGCCAAUUGAAUGGAAGAAAAAUUUUCGGAAAAGAGAAGGUGCAUUUUGGUCGUGCAACAACUAUAUACGAAAGUUGAAGCAAUUCCUGCAAUUCGAAUAAGCCGGAGGAAAGUGUGUGGUAUUGUGUAACUAGGAGAAAUAGAGCUUUACGGUGGAGUUACGAUUUUUUUGGGUGGAUAGUGACAGUGCCAAGAAAAAAAGCGAACUCGGGAUUUUACGUUCGUGCAUAGCAGCUGGUGGUGCCGCGACAAACAAUCAAGUCGAGAGAGUUGUGUCUGUCUAUGGUAUGCAUCUACAUCAAACAUAACACGAUUUGGAGGAUAGUUCUACCGAUAUAGCUAUUGGAAUGCCGAUCGACAGAUAGUUCAAUCCCUCUACGAGCACUCUUGAGAUGCUAGGUGGUUGAUGGUUCAUUCAACUUGACCCGAGAAUGACCGCUUCUUACUGACGACCCUCCCUAUAUGGUAUACCGGAGGACACCCGUCGUUGUUGUCGUCGUCAUCAUCUAGAUGUGCUCACCUCGCGCUCAAUAGCUACAACGACCAGCAGUACCACCACCACCGACUGCCUGACUGCCUGAUUGAUGCUGACGAUGCAAAUCCUAGGUCAAUCGCCGGCGAAUUACUGUUGCUGUUCCUACUGAUGCCGCCGCCGAAUUCGAUUCCAAAGAGAUUGCAGUGAAAAGAGAAAAAAAAACGCGACAUCCUCCAAAGAUGUAAACUGGAACAGUGCCACAAAAGUCCACACUGACUGGUGAAACCAAACUGUGAUUCCUGAUAGACAGACGACCUGAUAGGAACUUGCCACAUGACAACACCAAACACCACUAUGGACACCAUACAGGAAGUAGUGACGACAACCAAAUUGACAACAACGACGGAAAACGCCAUCGAUGGUGGUGGAGAGGGAGGUGGUGGCGGCGCCGAAGAAAUUGACCAACAGCCGCUCAAAGUGCCGGCCAUCGUGACGGAUAAUGACACGACCAAGUCGUCGCAGGAUUCUUCCUUCACCGUGACCGAGUACAACUGCUCUUCACUGGUGGGAGAGGGGGAACUCGACGGUGGGAAUGCUGAUGCCAACGGGGAAGAGGAACCAAUGACUGCAACCACGUCGGAAAUUAUCGAGCUUAUCAACGAUGGCAGUCUCGCGGACAAGGACGCCAUUGACCCGGACGCCGCUGUAAAAGUGCUGAACGGGGGUGGGGAUGGGAGCGACAGUGGUGUGGAAUUCGGUGGUAUCAGUGGUUCGUUGAACGAAACCGGAAUACUACAGCGAGCGCUGAGUAACAAUAGUGCCGGAUACGCUAGCAGUUGCUGCGGGUUGGAGGAAGGCAAUGGGGUUAGUGUGUCGUGUAAUUCCAGUAUGAUUAGCUAUAGUUCGGAUGCGUACGAUAAGACCGGGAGUACGAUUCUGCUGGGUGGUGGGAGGUUGAGCAAUGACUACUGUGCUAGUGAGGGUGGUAGCGAGAGUUCCUCGGUCACAGGUGGCCCGGUGAGUUCAUUGCGGAAGGCAGGCAGCACCAGCAAGAAGAAGGUAGCAAUGAAGGAACCGUUGACUACCAGGUCUCCGAGGAAGUCGACUGAAAGUAGUGUUACGGUGAGGAGUAGUUCUAGGUCCAGAGCUUCCUCUCUGGGACGGUCGGUUUCAUUGAACUUGAAGACGCCUCCGACCUCGGCGUUGAACGUUCGAGAACGAGCGAGAUCUCGGGAGAAAAUUACUGCUUCCAGUGCCGCUCUUGGCAAGUCCGUGACUGCGCCAAAGCAGGUGCCGCAAACCAGACGUCCGGUUAAGCCUGAUUCGUUGCCCACGGGUAUUAAGGAAGGUUCACCUGCGUUACAGAGGGUUAGCGUAUCAAGAACGCCUUCCGUAACGCGUAAUAGAACUCCUUUGGGCACUCCUACGGAUGAUGGUCGUUGGCCUUCGGUAGGAGGCAAAGGCAACACAACGCCUCGCAAUUCCACUCGAGCCACUUCGGUGGCCCCUGAAACUCUCUCAAUCAAAACUCGCGUCGGAACGAUAGCAUUGGAGGCGAAGGCAAGUUGUCCGCUGGACAAAUACGGCACUCUUCCACGGCGGGCGAAAGAACGCUCGGCGGAAGACUUGAAAGGAUCCGGUUCUCGCAGUGCCUCCGCUACUCGUGACCCCAACCGUAUGACUUCCUCGUUAGUAAAGAAGCUACCGUCCUCCAAACAGGAAACACCCACCAGAACCAUGCCAAGCUAUCCAAGAUUGUUGGGUGUGACCAAAAAGCUAGUCCAGAAAACCAAGAUCUACCAUGAAACCAGCGUUCAAACGGCAAUCACCUGCAAGGAUGUGGAAGAUGCCUUCAGCGGUAACGCCAAAGAUAUCAAGGUAGAAGCGGUUGAAAUGUGCCACAAACAUACCCAGUCCGACAUCCGGGACAAAGAGAUGGAAAAGCUGGAGGAGAAGCUCAAGAAACUGACCUCGGAGUAUUCUACGUUGAUGACCAAGCACUCGGAGAAGAGUCAACUGGUGACUGCACUGGAGCAAAAACUACUGAAAGAACGCGAAGAAAAGCUAGCCGCCCAGAAGGAACUCCAGUGCAACAGCGAGCGGGUCCUCGGAAUGCUCGAAUCUGUUCACGGGGUCCCGAUCGAAACCGGCGAAGACUGCGAUAGCUUGCUUAUCCUAGAAUCCCAACUGCAGCAAUCCGGCACGGUACUCGAGAAGAAGCAGGAGGAAAUCUCCAAGCUGAAAAGCAUUUGCCGUACACUCCAGCACGAUAUGGAGCGUUCGCUCAAAAACCAGGAAGAGCUUUUGAGACAGAAGACUGAACUGGAGGAGGAAUCGUGCGAGAUGCAGGACUUCCUCCAGGCCGAGAAGGCGUCCUGUAUGGACGCGCUGAAGGACGCCGAGCUGGAGAUUAGCCAGCUGAAGCAAUCGUUGGCUCAGCGGGAGAGCGAAAUCGAGCGGCAGCAGGACGAGUGUCGGCAUCUGGUGCGCAUUGGGGAGCAGAGAAGGCAAGAGUUCCUUGGAAUGCAGGCCAAGUAUAAUGCACUGGAGAGUAGAUCGAAGGAUAUACUUCUUCAGCAGGGUGCCGCAGUGUCCGGAGCAUCUGUGGCGUUGUCCGGUUUGGGUUCGCGAUUGGAUCAUCUGGUGGAACAGCUUAUUGCUUCGUACAACAUUUCGGAGCAGGAUUUGGAGGACGUAAUUUACCACAACGAAGCCUAUACCAACAGUAGCAGCGGCGACGGUAGUCCAGAAUCCGAACAACCCGGUAGCAACACCCAGAAUGGCCUUCAGCAACACCAGCCCGCAGAUUCUCCGCAGAAAUCCUGCAAGAGUGACACCCCGCUGUCUCCCCAGCGUGGUCAGUCGUUCAUAGCUGCUGUGAUCAGUGCGAUAAAGAAUGCUACCAGUAAGACAACGGCGCUCAAGUCCAGUGCGUCCGCUGCUGCUUCCCGGGACAAGAGGGAGAUUUGCGGUCACGAAUCCGACUCGACCGAAAUGCUCGAUUCCGAAACCGAACCGUGCCUGAUGAUGGACAACGUCCUGGAGGACGUCGCCAUGCCGGAUUCGCACUCGCACAACAUGGUCUCGUCGUCGACGCGCAUUUCCCAAAUCGAGAUGCCGUCGUCGCUGGAAAGCGGUGCCAACAUGAUGAUCUCCCACGACGAAUCGCUGGACAAUCUGUCGCAGGCGAUCACCAACCGGCAGCAGAUCGAACUGCAGUCCAGUAUUAUUGCCAGCGGGCGGUCGCCACGGUUCCGCCGGUCGUGCAGCGGUUCCGAGCAGCGGGCCGGGGCCGAUCAUACCUCCGCUAGCCAUAGUUCGUCGCUGGAGGACGACGAGAACAGCUGCUGCGCGGAGGCGGCCUCCAUGGGCGAGAUGCCGUCGAUCUGCGAGUACUGCAACGCGCAAUCGCUGGUCGAUCAGGUGAUCGACGUGGACAAUCUGAUCACCAAGCUGCUCAAAGUGCUGCGAAUCGUACAGAUGGAUAACGACCACUGCAUUCAGGAGCUGGUGUGCCACAAGAACAAGUUGGCACUCACCAACGAAGAGAUUCAGGAUCGCGUGAAGGAGUACGAAGAGCUGAACGAAAAGCUGAAAGAUGAUCUCAAAGAUGCCUCGCAACAGUUGGUGGCUCGCGGUUCCGAGCUAGUCAAGAGCAAAGCCGAACUGCAGUCCCACCGGAUGGAGAUUGAUAAACUCAACGAAGACAUUUGCCAGCUGAGCACCCUGUGCAGCAACAGCCGCCAGAAUAGCAACACGAUCUCAUCCGGCUCCGGCACCGGCGUCGGCGGUACUGCUGGUGGUCUGAUGAUCAACCGGGAGGAUAUCGUCAGUGCGCUCAAGCUCUGGAACGACGCCGACUCGAUUCCGGAACCGGACCUUAUCCAACAGGUGGUCCAAGCGUGCAAUGAGAUUCCCAAACUGAAAGCUCGCCUCCGGGAAAAGGAACAACAGGUGGGGGCGAUGAUGAGCGGUAGUGGUGCCAAUUUGGUGAUGACAGCCAGCUGGCACCAGGCUCUGGCGGAAGCCAAGAGGCAGUACGAAGCGAUCGAUCGAGCGCUGGAAACGCUUCACAGCGUACAGUCGGUGGUGGAGCAAUCGCCCGCCCUGAUGCAGCUGCAACGUGACCUGGAGGAGACCAACUUCCAGGCGAUAUCGCUGGUAUCGCUUCCGGCACACCUGAUGGCCCCCUCGCAUCAUCCCCAUCAUCAGCAGAAUGGGAACGUCACGUCAGCCAUCACGUCGGCCAAUGGAGACGGCAUCGAUCUGAACGCGAACCAGACGACCAAUGGGAACAGUAGCAACAGCAGCAACAACGGUUCGGUAGCGGUAGCAGGACUGCAGCUCAACCAGCCGGAUUUUAUCGACUCGACGGCAUGACGGUAAAACGGAGGUGAUUAGGAUCGGGGUGGACGAAACGAGAGAGUCAUACUGUCGAAGAUGAUUUUUUUUUCUUCUGGGUUUUGAUUAUUAGAUAGUGAGAUAGAAUUGCGUAUGUUUGUGCGUUUCAAAGUGAACGAGAUAUUGUGAUCAUUAAAGUUUAAAUACCCAUAGAUAACUAUUCACAGUGGAAGGGUUUCUGACUUCGGUGUUGAAAUUUCGGUAGAAAAAUAACUUGGUAAAGCUUCACAGAGUUUCAUCAAAGUAAUAUUCUCAUGGACAUCUGAACAUGGAAGUCAGUAACAGUAUUUCAAUGUGUUAAAUGAGAUUCGAGAUAGUUUCAUUAGCCAAAACAUAAGCGUGAUUAGGAUCCGUACAUGUUAAAUAGGUAAAAAAAAAUGCAGCCACAAUAGGAAGAAACCUUACAAAAUGUAGUAUUUUCAUGUUUUCCUGUUAUACGAUAGUGUCCAAAGUAGCGAAGAUGUUUAAACUCAACAAUUAUACACCCUAGCUUUAGGUAGUGCGCGCACAGGUCGGCGCGAUAGGAUGAUAGAAUAAAUUUUAUUAAAGGUUCCAAUCAAGACAUAGAACAUCAAGAAAACUAGUUGCAUUUUUCAGCGUUUCGCAAUUGAUGCAGACAAAGAUGCAGUCCCAAUGCGGCGUCAAUUAUUUGUGAGAAUUUAUUAGGCUAAGAGGCAUGAUGUCGACGCCCCUCUUCCGUUAGUGUCGCUGGAAAACAGACUUCCGGACGAGGAUUGACUGAGAGGGCAUUUUCUUGAAACCACAGUUGAAGUAAUGUAUGUUUUCCGUUUACCUUCUUUGACCUUCUUUGACGAUCGAUUGAACUAUGGUUUGAGACCCGAGGAACCGUUUCACUUGUGCUCAUUCUACGAGUAGAGUGGCGUGACACAGCUCGACUCGUCUAUCGAGGUGAGAUAUUUCGGCUAGAAUGAAGUUACUCGUCAUAUAAAUCAAAUGUAGAAUCGCCUCAUUCACGUCGUGAUACCUCACCUCGAUAGAUGAAUUGAGCUACGUCACGUCACUCCACUCGUAGAAUGAGCACAACUAUAUGAAUAGCCCUACAAGGAAAUUAAGGCUUCACAAUUUCUUAACAAUCUUAUUUAUCACACAAUCUAAUCUCUCUGGUUAUGCACCAAACGGCAAUCCAUGCAUCAUCGUGAAUCUCGGCCAAACAACAAUUUUCCCAAAUUCUCCUACUGUCAACGUUUAAUAGUAAAUGCUGUGGACGUGUCCGACGUUUUAACUGGCCAGUUGGGUCGGUUAACAAUUGUUCAGAGUCUGAACUUCAGACGUGUCUUUCACGGACAAACGUAAUAUUUAUCGGAGGAAUGUAGCACUCUCAGUCCUUAAUUCUCGCAACGUUUCGGCCAUGGGAUGUGGUCUUUUUCAAGGAAAAAAUUGGUCUAUCGAUUCCAUCGUAAAUUGUCUGUUUUUGUUACUAUCGUUUGGUAAUGAUCUGGGCUUUUUUUAGAUGAUUUUGUAGUAACUUUUUUCAUCUCUUCCGUUCAUCAUAUUUCCAGUCGUACGCCAAGAACAAGUGGGUAAUAUUUAUCAUUGUCCCAUUAAGGAACCGUAAGUUAUCGUAGAGAAGACCAGUGUUGCGGCAUUCUUACCUUUAUUGACUGGAGAGACACACUCUCUUAUCUCAUCUGCAUGAGCGGUUGGCUUCCUUUUUGAGAACAGAGUUGCGCUGACUGACUUCUCAUCUUCUUUUUACUCACUAAGUCGCGAUUUUGGAGUUCCUCCGCCUUUUUAUCUUUCUUCUGAAGGAAUCAGAUGUCAUCUGUGUGAUAUACCGUUUCUCUUAAUGCGUAGCCUUUUGAAGGUAUUGUUCCUUUGAUCUUCUACGUUCCCACACACUCUUCAUGAAAAGUUUAACCAAUUUUCUCCAAAGUUUGGCCAAAUUACUUCACUAACUCAUAGGAUUUUAUCUCAAGCUUAAAUCUUUCAAAUCAAACCUCCAACCAAAAGUUCAACAAUUUACAAUCGUCAAGAAAUCCCAUUAAAUACCGUUUAGAAUGUUUUCACGCAAUCGAACCAUUUCUCAGUUUAGGUUUGCCCAUUCCAAAAACUGCACUUGCACUCUUAUAGGACCUUUUCUCGUGGCAUGAGAAAAGUAUCUCUACUAAGGCAAUGAAAAUGCAUUUGCAGUUUUAGCAACUUACCACAAAGACAGCAAAAUGCAGCUUUUCAUUAACCAAAAAAUUUUGUCAAUCUAAAUAAAGUACUAACGUACUGAAUAACGUUUUCCUAAUAAAAAGCAAUAUAACUGUUUCUGGCUUUCACUUAGUUUGCACGAAAGACCAAACUUUACGAAGACUUGAAACUUUGGAACACCACCCACCAUCCAUCCUACCACACGCUACCGCCAAGCAUAACACACCGAAAUUUCUACAGCUGUCUAGGAAAUGUCCUCUAGACUCAAUCUUCCGCCAGAAGCAGAAAACAUAUAGAUAGCCGUUGAUAUUGAAUUUGAGACACCUAGGUAGUUCUCCUAGGUUGGUAGAUUUGAUAUGGUAAUGAAGACGUCCAUUUCAGGUCCAUCUUUUUUAUUGAACCGUAUUCAGCGUACUGACGAUAGUUUUUCUUUCCCCUGAGAUUUUGUGUACAGAAAGUAAGAAUCUACCCUUCCAUUCCUCUGUAUUUUUUUGUAUGUUUUGUAUUACUUUAAAUGCAAAUAAUUUGUAUACACCUGCUUAAGAGAUAUAUGAGCAUUAGCCUUUAAGUUGUAAGUGAUAACAACAAACAAGUAAGUUUAACUUCAUCCGACAGAAGUGCAAAAUUUACCGUAUUAGAUUGAAGAGAAAAAAAAAACACUGCAAGUCGUAUGCCAUUAAAGAAGUUCGAUAAAGAAAAAACUACUCCUAGAUCUACUGAAUUGUCCAACUACUUAGCCGUAAGAACCUGUAGGUAUGAAUAACUUAUUUAGAAAUAUGUUUGAGAGAAAGAGAGGAAGAACGAGUCGGAAUGUGUGCGUGUGACUGUGAAUAUUUCUAUGGAUUAAAUAAAUCUUCUGAAUAAUA